AUGAUCCACGACACUCUUCUGUCAACCCUCAUCCUCCAGCUCUGUCUGGCAACCCUUGGCCUGGGCGCUCCUAUCCAGGCCGAUGCGCUCGACAAUAGCUGGCAAUAUGGCACCGGUGGCGGUCUGCUUGGACUGGUCGUUCUGAUCCUGGAUAUCAUUGUUUUUGCGGCACUGGUGACGCGGGCACUUGCCGAAGGCCAUCAUGAGAAUUCGCUGCCCUCUUACCACUACGGCGCUCCCAUCCGCGUCGAGUGCAUGAACCGGAGCUCCGAAACGGGCGAACACAUCGAGAAUCCCGAGCACGAGAUCCAAUGGAUCCCCUUCCCCGUCUGCAACGAGACCGGCAAGCCACUAGAGUUCUACUACGGCAUCGAAGACGAGGUCAACUGCACCAUCCCCAUAGUCAGCGACCCAUUCUUCCACCUCCUCGAAUUCUAUAUCCACAGCGAUGCGCCGCUCUCAUGCCGUCUACCCGCGCGCCCCGCGCCGCACGUCAAGGUGGUCGGGGAACCGCUGCCCGAGCAAGAAUAUAUUCCACUCGUGUUUGCCCUUGCCGGCACGCUGCAGAUGAGCCACAUGCACAUCAGCACCCACCUCAACGUGCUCCUGCACAGCACACGAAAACAUCACAUCCACCCCCACGACAGCGGCGUGCUUGACAGCGCGACCGCCUACAGUACGAGCCCGCUCACACACAUGGAAGGAGGCGCAACAAGGCGGCUCAUUAUUGGUGAUCCGCUGCCCCUCAGCUUCAGCGUGAGGUGGUUCCCGACGCCGGCGCUACCAAAGGUUGGAGGCAAGGUGGAAUGGUCCGGAAUGGGCGGACAUGUAUACGCUAGCACCGUGUUUUACUGUUUGGUUUCGUUCGGCGCCGGCGUGGUGGUCUCUGCGGUUUAUUUCUACGGGACGGUUUUGCCGAGGAGGCUUCGGGGAAGGGGCCUCGGCGGCGCUACGCCCAUGGGAUAUGGGUUGAACGGCGUGGGCAAUGGUUGGGGAUACCAGAAGAGGGCAAUUGAUUAG
Messenger RNA from Canariomyces notabilis, 1020 nucleotides. RefSeq lists its product as uncharacterized. The coding region runs from base 1 to 1020 and encodes 339 amino acids. The record is from RefSeq and is a predicted model, not a curated record. NCBI's taxonomy places the organism in Eukaryota, Fungi, Ascomycota, Sordariomycetes, Sordariales, Chaetomiaceae. The transcript has 3 exons.